Messenger RNA from Delphinapterus leucas (beluga whale), 2617 nucleotides. The record is from RefSeq and is a predicted model, not a curated record. Lineage: Eukaryota; Metazoa; Chordata; Mammalia; Artiodactyla; Monodontidae.
GGGUGACUACUUCCGGUGCUGUGAGGGCUCGGGGCUGACGCGGAGUAAUUCCUCUCCUGCAGUUACUUUUGGAUGGAAGUAUGCUCUUUUCCCAGUAGAAGAUGGUGAUCUUGGAGAAUGACCAUGGAGAAGGGGAUGAGUUCUGGAGAAGGACUACCUUCCAGAUCAUCUCAGGUUUCGGCUGUUAAAAUAACAGCUAAAGAGUUGGAAACAAAGCAGCCCCAUAAAGAGAAGCGAGGGGGCUUUGUGUUGGUGCAUGCAGGUGCAGGUUAUCAUUCUGAAUCCAAAGCCAAGGAAUAUAAACACGUAUGCAAACGAGCUUGUCAGAAGGCAAUUGAAAAGCUACAGGCUGGUGCCCUUGCAACAGAUGCAGUGACUGCAGCCCUCGUGGAACUUGAGGUGUACACACACAGUUACACUUCACGGAAAUGCAUCCAGCCAAGUGUCCAUGUUCUUCUUGUGAAGAGGCAGAGAAAAAUCACCUCUCCCAAGAAUUUCCACCUUCUGACCAAGGGAAAUGUGUCCUGAAGAGCUGUACGCAGAUGGGAGGCAACUUGUUUGCUUGUUCUGCUGCUAUAGAGCAUUGAGUUAAUUAGAAGACAGGCUGUGGGUGGCCAAGUGCAGACAAAGAAGCACCAGACAGAGCCCAGUUAGCCUGGGGCAGUAAAAGAUUCUCCUUUUACAAAUGCAGGAAUGGGAUCUAAUCUAAAUCUCCUGGGUGAAAUUGAGUGUGAUGCCAGCAUAAUGGAUGGAAAAUCCCUGAAUUUUGGAGCUGUUGGAGCACUGAGUGGAAUCAAGAACCCAGUCUCAGUUGCAAACAGACUCUUGUGUGAGGGGCAGAAGGGCAAGCUCUCAGCCGGCCGAAUUCCUCCCUGCUUUUUAGUUGGAGAAGGAGCCUACAGAUGGGCAGUAGAUCAUGGAAUACCCUCUUGCCCUCCUAACAUCAUGACCACAAGAUUCAGUUUAGCUGCAUUUAAAAGAAACAAGAGGAAACUAGAGCUGGCAGAAAGGGUGGAAACAGAUUUCAUUCAACUAAAGAAAAGAAGACAAUCAAGUGAAAAGGAGAAUGACUCAGGCACUUUGGACACGGUGGGCGCUGUGGUCGUGGACCAUGAAGGGAACGUGGCUGCCGCCGUCUCCAGUGGAGGCUUGGCCUUGAAACAUCCAGGGAGAGUGGGGCAGGCUGCUCUUUAUGGAUGUGGCUGCUGGGCUGAAAAUACUGGAGCUCAUAAUCCCUACUCCACAGCUGUGAGUACCUCAGGAUGUGGAGAGCAUCUUGUGCGCACCAUACUGGCUAGAGAAUGUUCACACGCUUUACAAGCUGAAGAUGCCCACCAAGCUCUGCUGGAAACUAUGCAAAACAAGUUUAUCAGCUCACCUUUCCUGGCCAGCGAAGACGGCGUGCUCGGAGGAGUGAUUGUCCUCCGAUCCUGCAGAUGCUCUGCAGAGCCUAACUCCUCCCCAAAUAAGCAAACGCUUCUGGUGGAAUUUCUGUGGAGCCACACGACGGAGAGCAUGUGUGUUGGAUAUAUGUCAGCCCAGGAUGGGAAGGCCAAGACUCACAUUUCCAGACUCCCUCCCGGUGCGGUAGCCGGACAGUCCGUGGCGAUUGAAGGUGGGGUCUGCCGCCUGGAGAGCCCAGUGAGCUGAACCUUCAGGCCGAACACAGAGCAUCUGAGCGGCAUUUCAGAACCCGAGCUUCGCAGGGUUUUAACCGAAGUUGGAUGUUUUAUCUUCCUCGUUUUAUAAUUCCUGUCACAGCCUCGUGCAUCGCUCGCGACACUAGUGCUGCUGUAGUUAGCGCUUGGUGACAUGCGCAUCUUGGGCAGAUGAGCGGGACUCUGUGUGUGUGUGUGCGUGCGUGUGCGUGCGCCCUUGCACACGCACAGUGCGUAUGCUUGCUUCUCCUUCGAUGAAAUAGAAACUCCUCCUCAUUGUGUAACCUCAGACCAAGAAUGAUUAAAUCAUCUUCCCAAAAUGUGUCUUUAACUGUUUACAAGUAAAACCUAAAGUUGCAGGAAACAUUGUUGAUUUCACGAAGAGGUACCAACUGUCUUUGAUAUAACAUGUCGGAACUGCAAUCUACUUGUUGAAAUGACUGACAGUGGCCAUGCUCCAUAUGAUAACAGUGCUAGUAACAAAGUGUUUUUGUUAGCCAGUUUAAGUGGAUCCUAUGGUAACUUAAACUGUUGUUCUCAUCCCUCAUAUGGGGCAUUUUUCUUUAACAAAGAAUGGUUUCAGUGAAACAAUCUAGCAGAGAAUUAAGGUCAGAACCUUUUUAAGUAAUAGUCUUAUUGAUAAAGUUUGUACUUCUUUCCUCAAGCUUUUCUAAGCUUAAAUACUGCAUAGCUUCGAGCUGUGUGUACUAUAUUAUGAAAGAAUAUGUAAAGAGAACAUACAGUAAUGCACAGUCCUUAAUUUGUGUAUAAUGGAAUGUUAUUUACAAUGUAACACUGUAAAUAAGAAAGCAAAAUUUAUGGGAAAAUUCAAUAUUAUCUUUGUUUCUUGUUUAAAUAUAUUUUUAAGAUAAAGGAACAAAAAUAAAAGAAACAUAUUACUGGGUAUAGUGUGUGACUCCUCUUCUCAGACUAAUAAAUUAUCUUUUGAAUCGUAGAUU